AUGCCUACAUUGGCGACUACCCUGGAACUCUGCCGUCUUUCUUUAAAGUGCUUGUGUGGGAGACACAGUAGGAUGAAUAUGAACAAACAAAGCGAUAGUAAAUGGAACCACAUAUUCCCCUUUAUAAUGGUGUCUUUGGUGUAUUCAGCUGUAGCAGAGUAUUCCAACUGUGGUGAAAAUGAAUAUUAUAAUCAGACAACUGGGUUGUGCCAUUGCUGUCCAGAGUGUGAGCCAGGGGAAGAGCCAUACAAUGCCUGUGGAUAUGGGACCAAAGAUGAGGACUAUGGUUGCAUCCCUUGUCUUCCUGGCAAGUAUUCUAAAGGUGGCUACCAAAUAUGCAGAAGACAUAAGGACUGUGAGGGAUUUUUCCGGGCUACUGUUUUAACUCCUGGAGAUUCCAAGAAUGAUGCAGAAUGUGGUCCCUGCCUUCCAGGAUACUAUAUGCUGGAGAGCCGUCCUAAAAACAUAUAUGGCAUGGUUUGUCACUCUUGCUCGCUGGCACCUCCAAAUGUCAAGGAAUGUUCCAAGAAGAAAAAAAGAUCACACAAACGUGUAAAGUGUCUU
Staurois parvus is the source of this 564-nucleotide messenger RNA. Lineage: Eukaryota; Metazoa; Chordata; Amphibia; Anura; Ranidae. The record is from the annotation of a GenBank genome assembly.